CGCAAUUUGAUAACACGUUUAAGCAAAAAAUGACAUUUCAAGCAGAAGCUCAAAGCAUCAACGACUCAACAGUUCAAAAGCUGAUGACAAUUGUUGAAAAUCACAAUCGGAAUUAUCGUGAUGAAGAAAUUAUGGCACUUCGUGAAGAAAUAAGCAAAAUACAGAAUGAAAUAAAGACGAUUGAAGAACUUUACAAAGUCAAAGAGAACUUGAAUCAAAAAUUGACGAGUAGUUUUCUUGAAAUUCGACUUCAUUGCAAAAUCCAUGUUGAAACCACAGAACAUCAAGUGAGACGAAUGAAGCAUCCAGCAGGCGAAAUAGCUGCACAACUUCAUCAAACAAAGGUGUUUUUCCGACAUGCUAGUGAACAAUGGAAGAAAAAGGAACACAGAUACAUUCGUGAUAUUGAGAAAAUGAAUAAUUACAUCCAUGGCAUGCAUUCGACAUUGGAACGAAAUGGAAUUUUCGGUGGUCAGCAGAUUGAAGGAUCCGACGAAUAUGAAUCAGAAGUGGAAUCAAGUGGAUCUCCUUAUAGGUCAAAUCAUUAUGAUUCUGAUCCACAGUAUGAUGGUGAUUGUGAUGACUAUGACGAAUCAUUUCAAGAGGCAGCUCAAGAUCAACAAAAUAUUGAGUCAUCCUUACAAGACAAUCGAAAUUACGAGUCUAUUCGAGAUGCUGAUGAAGCUGUGGAAAUUGAUUGUGUGACAUCGAAUGUUCAAUGUUCUGGAUUGGUUCAAGCUAGUCAACGUUCUGAAGAACCUGUUGAAUCCUUUGCUGAACCAAUGGCUUCUGACAAGCUGAUUUCAUCAGAUAUAUUAGCACAAGACAAAGCGUCACAAGAACCGAAUUGGUGCGACAUAAUUGAGGCUGAAGAUUCUGGAUUUAAUCAGCAAAGCUCAUCGAUUGAAUUGGUCCAUUUUGAUUCUUCAGCAAGUGACUCAACUUGCUAUAAUGUGGUUGUAAAGUGUCAAGAAGCUUCAUCGACUUCAAAUUCCCAAACCGGAGAUAAGGAAUUUGAAGCUGAUAAACCAAUUGAACCUGAAGUUCCCAUGAAAAUUAAUAUGGAUCCAUUCGUUCAUGGCUACGUUGAAAAGAAGUGUGAAGAAUCAAAGCUCAAAUCUAAGCCAAAGAAGCAACGAAAGCAGAAGCCUAAAUCAAAACCAAAGUUCAAAAAUCUUGUAGCUUUCGGUGGCUUCUAA
This is a messenger RNA of Chironomus riparius, 1199 nucleotides long. The record is from the annotation of a GenBank genome assembly. Lineage: Eukaryota; Metazoa; Arthropoda; Insecta; Diptera; Chironomidae.